This is a messenger RNA of Octodon degus (degu), 985 nucleotides long. RefSeq names its product protein FAM187B. The record is from RefSeq and is a predicted model, not a curated record. NCBI's taxonomy places the organism in Eukaryota, Metazoa, Chordata, Mammalia, Rodentia, Octodontidae. The transcript has 2 exons. Bases 269 to 985 code for a protein of 238 amino acids.
CUGGCGAAUACAUUUUCCCUGGAAAGGAAGCUCUAGAGUUAGGUCAGGGGCUCUGCCUGCUUCCUGAGUGCCUGGUGCAAGCUCCUGUGGAUGUUUUGAGUUUUCAACCCUACCACCCACAAGAAGCCAUUUGGUGACAUAUACUAAUUAUAUUCCUGAAAGUUCAAGACCAACAUUCACUCUACUGCCCAGGGCUAACCUCUGAGUCCUGUGGGUGACUUCACAGCCCAGCAGCGCUCCCAGAAUUGUUCCUUUGUUGCAGUCCACCAUGCUGGCCACCCUGUGGCUGAUUAGCCUUUCUUUCCCCACUCUCAGGGCACAGCCAUUAAUCAGCUGUCCCUACAAGAAUCUGUGCCAGUGGCCCCUACUCUCAGGCAAUGAUAUUGUCCUGAAGUGUGACCUUCCGAGGGCACUCUGGUACUUCUCCUCCAUUCUAGGGGAGGAUCUCUUCCUCAUCAACUCAAUGCAUAACAUAAAGAACCUGCCUAGCGGUAGCCUGCAGUUGACCAACCCUCAGCCCUCCCAGUCCGGCCUCUAUCGCUGCCAGGACAAACACAGUAUCCUCAUGGUGGAAUAUGAGAUUGACUUUCAGGAUGUCUCCACCCUGCACAUCACACACAAAGCCCUGGACCAACAGACCCUGCAGAAUGAGACUCUGAGGCUAGGAGGUGAGGUACUCGUCUUCACCCAGUGGGAGCCCUGGCAGAACUGUAAUCGCUGUGGGGUGCCCGGUGAGCGCAAGCGCCUGGGAUACUGCUAUAUUGAGGAGCCCCAGGAGAAACCCAUGCCUUGUGGACUCUAUCUGAGAGAUGAGAAACCGCCACACACCCGCUUGAGGCCUGAGAUACAGGUAGAAGCCUGCCUCGUACCCUGUGGCCCUGCUAAGGAAUUGGAACAGUCAUACUUCAUCUUUGACAUUUAUCAACUGGGCAAGUUGACCAACAACGCGUGGCUUGACUGCCCCUUGUCCUCCGUCUACAGGUAA